AUGAGUGAAGUAGAAAAUGAAUAUGAAGAUUUCACAACACACAAAACAAAUCAAGAGCAGGGGAUUGAUUUUCCAAAAACUCUUUACUUUGAACCUAAGGUUGUUGCUGAUGUCGUUGAUGUUCUAAGCAAGACAAAACAUAUUUCUCCAAAGGAAUCUGAUGACUCCCUUGCUUAUCAUUUACUACAGUCGUUACACUUGAACGACUUUCAAAGCAGAUUAAAAUCUCUAGAGAGUCAAGUAAUUUUGGUUGAUCCCAGUAAUCUUUGCGAAAAGAAAAAUGCUGGUCAUGGACGCGUGUGCAUCCACAAAGUAGAAGUAAAACACUUAAAUGGACAACUUACUGUGCAGGAGGUCAAACAACUUGUGACUAGCAUACUGAUGCUAAACUUUCAAGGAAUAGUUAACGAAGCUGCAGAUGCAGUAUUUUCAAUGGAAGAAAUUCAAACGAUUUGCCUUAAUAUUGACGUAAUUAGUGACGGACAACAUAUCGGAACAAUUUGUUAUGGGAGUUAUCCUUGUCGUUCUCCAAUCAUGAUGCGACAAAUAAAGGAAAUACUUAUUUCGAAAACACUUGAAAAAGUGGGACAAAAUUUUGCAGAUUUUUUUUUGCGGGAUAUUUUUAAACAAACUCAAAAAAUAGUUAAAGAAUUGAAUCAGGAUGAAGUAAAUGUUAAAAUAUUAAAAGAUUUUACAAUCAAUGCGGUUGAUAGACUAGUAAAGAGUGUCACUGUAGCAGAUAAAAUUCGAUAUUGGGGUCCAACACUUGGAAUAAGAAAGGUGGCUGCUGCAGUUAGACCGUCAUUGGUUACACUUGUUCGGCCAAUUGAUGUCAACUCCUUUGAAUGGAGAAAUACAAUUGCAAAAGAAAUAUAUGAAAAUAUAUUGGCAAAAAAAACAGUGAUUAUUGGUGAUGUACUACACAAAAUAAGAUCUGUUUAUGAUCACACUGAAAAAGAACUAAUGGAGGUCUAUGCAAAACUGGAAGACGCUAGUAAGGGGAUUCCACUUGUAGACCAAAGAAAGCUCAUUGGUGAAUGGCUACUGAGGGACUUCAAAAUAGAAAACAUAGAACUUUGUCCAUCAAUUCUUCAUUACAUAACAGGAAGAAAAAAUGACAAUCCAGUUAUGAAAGUGUUUGUGUUAGGAAAUGUAAACACAGCAAAAACAUUUUGCAAACUGAAUGUGAAAAAUGAGCCAGAAAAUGCAAAUUAUGAAUUCGUUGAUGUAAGUCUAAACACUGACGCCAAAAAUGAAUCUCUGACCAAAAGACACUCUAUAUCAAUGGAUAAGGAAAAACAUAUAAACAUUAUCAUUCAAGAGGAAAGAGAAAGCAUUUUUGCAAAACAUUCCAAUGUAAUUGCUAUUGGUAUGAGUCCAAUAAAAUAUUCAGGUGAUCAAAUUGUUCAAGAACCUUGCAUUGCUAUAUACUGCCUAGAUACAAAUUUGAUACCGUUCGGGGAAGAAGAAAUCCCAAAAUUUCUUAGAGAUAUACCAUGUGAUAUUCUUGAGGAUUUUAUUUUAUUUGGGAGUUGUGAAAAUUGCCAAACAUUAGAUCAUGGAUGUAGUAUUGGGAAAAAAGGAGAAAAAUCAUCCGGAACAUUAGGAUUCUUUGUGAAAAGAAAAAACAACUCUUUGGACUCAAGCAAAGGUUUUCUAACGGCAUCACAUGUUGCUUUAAAUGGAAAUAUCAUUAACACGUUACUUGAAAAGCGACUCUCUGAUUCUGACUUUCGGAAUGAAGUAUUUGAAAUUGUUCAUCCGUCCUUUGAGGAUAGUAAUGCUAGCAAAGUUAUCGGAAAUGUUAAAGACUCAUUUUUUGGCAAUUACAAUUCUGUUGGCGUAGAUGCAGCUUUUGUUAAAACGGAUGAAUUUCAGCUCGAACUUUCAGAUGAGACUAGUAAUCAACCAUUCUCAUUCAGCAAUAAUUCUACGGAAAAUGAGCUGGUUGUUAAAAUGGGGAGAACAACGGGUAAAACGAAAGGCAUAUGGUUAAAAUCGUGUCCUUAUUCUGUUAAACAACCUUUACAGAGUCCUCACGGAGUUUAUUUUUCAUUAAACAAUUGUCUUUGUAUCGAAAAUAUGGGCACGGAAUCUUUUUUUGAACCUGGAGAUUCUGGUGCUGCAGUUUAUGUUAUCAGUAAAGGAAACAUUCAGCAACCAUUAGGCCUUGCUAUUGGCAAAACUACGAGUAAACAUUCACCCCCAGUAACAUUAGCAUGUCAUAUUGAAAGUAUUUUAAAUGUUUUGGAAUUGUCUAUUUUCGAGCCAGCUCAACCGAUGGAAAUAUCAUAAGA
This is a messenger RNA of Saccostrea cuccullata (small rock oyster), 2297 nucleotides long. RefSeq lists its product as uncharacterized. Lineage: Eukaryota; Metazoa; Mollusca; Bivalvia; Ostreida; Ostreidae. The transcript has 5 exons. The coding region runs from base 1 to 2295 and encodes 764 amino acids. The record is from RefSeq and is a predicted model, not a curated record.